AUGCAGCAGCUACACAAUGUUUUAAUUGCUAUCUUGCUUUUAUUGAUACUCUCCCUUUUUCUAAGAGGAUAUUCUGCAGUGGAACAAAAUUUCACCGCUGGUAGUUCAUCACUGUCGCCACGGCUCAAGAAAGUAACCAAAAACCAUCCACUUAUAAACCACCACCACCUACAUCGACCUACACACCUGCACCCCCAUCCACACCCACACCUGCGACCCACAGCUGGGUGCAGGAGCAAGCCUUGGAUAUGCAGAGAGGGAAACCGUCGACCGAAGGCUCAAAUGCGGUGCUGUAGAAAUAAGUGCGUUGACGUGUCUUCUAAUGUUAAUCACUGUGGUUUAUGUGGAGUUAAAUGCCCCUUUAGUUGGCUAUGUUGCCAUGGAUUUUGUGUGGAUGUCAAUAUUAGCCCCUUCAAUUGUGGCAAAUGUGGGAGCAAAUGCCCCUGGGGGAUCCGCUGUGAUUAUGGGAUGUGUGGAUAUUCUGAGCCUGAGUCUGAGCCUGAACCUUUGUCUCUGCCUCCAUGGCGUCCACGUCCUCAUCUUCGCCCUCGUUCUUGA
Molecule: messenger RNA, 558 nt
Organism: Hevea brasiliensis (rubber tree)
Lineage: Eukaryota; Viridiplantae; Streptophyta; Magnoliopsida; Malpighiales; Euphorbiaceae
Product: stigma-specific STIG1-like protein 3
Exons: 1
Coding region: 1-558 (185 amino acids)
Source: RefSeq, a predicted model, not a curated record